Messenger RNA from Penicillium hordei, 1332 nucleotides. RefSeq lists its product as uncharacterized. The transcript is spliced from 2 exons. The record is from RefSeq and is a predicted model, not a curated record. Lineage: Eukaryota; Fungi; Ascomycota; Eurotiomycetes; Eurotiales; Aspergillaceae. The coding region runs from base 1 to 1332 and encodes 443 amino acids.
AUGAAUCAACCAACUCAUAUUAUCGAUUCAGACGGUGAAGUGAUCAUCAUAUUGCGCAAUGCAAACUCUCCUUUUGCACCAGGGAUUGCAGAUACGAUGACUGGCAUGGCCCUUCCAGAAUCCGGUCACUGUGUCCAAAGUCCUGCUGAAGUGAUUGAACCCUCGCCUGAAGUGUUUGAACCCCAGCCUGAAGUGUUUGAAGCCCCGCAACCCCGUCCGAGGAGGCUGAAGACAAAGUACAAAAAGAAAAAGAAAUCGGGCACCAUUCAGACCCCUCCUGAAGCAGCAUCAGCUCCAUCUCCUGAACCAACACCGAUGGAAGACCCUGCUGCCGAAGAGCCUGUUCCUGAACCAGCUGCAUCUCCCGAACCAGCACCUAUGGAAAACCCUGUUCCCGAACAGCAUGUUGCCGAACAGUCCGUUAUCGAAGAUCAUGCUGUCGAGGAAAUAUGCGAACCGCUUGAUGAGAGUUGUUUCUACAUUCAAGUCUCCGCGAAGCAUUUGAUAUUCGCAACUCCAGUAUUCAAAAGAAUACUCACCGGUGGUUGGAAAGAAAGCAUUACCUAUCUUCGAAAAGGCUCAGUUGAAAUUACUGCAGAGGGCUGGGACAUCGAAGCGCUCUUGUGUGUGCUUCAUGCUAUUCAUGGUAAAUACUACGACGUACCACGAAAGCUCACCCUUGAGAUGCUUGCCAAAGUUGCUGCCAUAGCGGAUUACUAUGAAUGCAGGGAAUCUGUGUACCCCAUGGCAGAAACCUGGCUCAACAGUCUGGAGGAAAGGGUUCCUAGGACAUAUUCUCGGGAUUUGAUAUUGUGGUUGUGGGUUUCCUGGUUUUUCCAGCUCCCCUCCCAAUUCAAAGAAUCAACAUCAGUUGUCAUGUCAUGCAGUGAGAAUGUGAUUAGUGGUUGGGUACUUCCUAUCUCUGAUAAAGUCAUCGUAUCUAAUGGAAUCUCAGGGUUAAUGAACGAAUCGAGAGAGAAGGCUAUCAAUAGCUUGGUUCUUUUCCUUCAUGAAACACUGGAGGCCCUCCUGAGCCGCACUCGAGGCUGUAGCUUUGAAUGCAGCUCAAUGAUGUAUGGAGCUCUUGCGAUGCAUAUGGAGUCAAUUCAUCUUCUUUCGUCGAAGCCUGCAGUUCCUUUUCCGAAUUUGAAAUACAAUGAUCUCAGGCAGAAGGUAUUGUCAUUCAAAUCACCACAAUGGUGUGGUUGGUCCCGGGUAUUUUCAAAUUUUACAGAAACACACAGAUGUUACGACUCCUCCUUCAAAUCUCUAUUUGCGAACUUGAGUGACUGUAUUGAAGGUUUGGACCUGGAUAGCCUUGAUUCCCUGUAG